Molecule: messenger RNA, 6261 nt
Organism: Diospyros lotus (date-plum)
Lineage: Eukaryota; Viridiplantae; Streptophyta; Magnoliopsida; Ericales; Ebenaceae
Product: chromatin modification-related protein EAF1 B-like
Cellular component (GO): NuA4 histone acetyltransferase complex
Source: RefSeq, a predicted model, not a curated record
GAUAUCAAGGCAGGAAUGCAUGGAUUCAACUUAGGAUCUACUCUAGUCAAUGCUGAGGUUGAUUCCAUGGGGGGAGUUGUUGAUGGCGGAGUUGGAAUUGCUGCCGAAACCUCUUCGCUUCGAGCAGCAAUUGAGAAAGCUCAAGCAGAGCUUAGACAGGAGUACGAUGCGCGUGAGGAAUGGAGGAGAGAGCUGGAGUUUCUGGAGAAAGGUGGAAAUCCCUUGGAUUUCAAAUUUGUGAAUGCUGCUUCUGUUAGUGUCCAAUCUACUUCAGCAGCUGAUCGUCAUCCUGACCAAUUUGUGACCAGUGAAGCUAAAGAUAGUUUUGCUUUGACUGCUUCACCACGUGGAGAUUCUGUUGAAAGUAGUGGCAGACCUGGUGCACCUCCAGCUUGUGAACCCCAGUGUGCUGAUAAUCUUUUGUUAUUUGAUGGUGAAGGUGAAUUUCGUGAAGGUGAUGGGAACUCUGUACUUCCCACCAGGGAUAAUAUUUCUCCAUUAAAACAGUCUUCCCAGUUGGAUGGGAAACAGAAGGCCAAAGAAUCAGGGGAAUCCAAUGCUCUUGGCCUCCCAAAGAGUCGAGCAUAUAAGCGAAGAAACAGGUCUCGACCAAAUCGUGAUGGUGCUCGAUCAAGCUCAAAUGGUGGUAUGGCUCUUAAGGCUUUACCUUCUGAUGGUCGGUUAGAUAGGGAAUUGGGACGGUAUAAUCAGCAAAAUCAACGCUCGGAAGUUGAUGCUGAGGAAACUUAUGUUAUGGGUGCUGGGGGGCCUGAAUGUCCACCUUGUAUAGCUGCAACAAAAACUGAGGAUCAGUCCAUCUCAAUCCAGAUGAAUGGAGUUAUCGAUGAUGCCAAGGAAGAAAGAAAAGGCACAGAAAAUGAAGGUGAAAACAGCAUUGCUGAGUUCAGUGUAAAAGGUUUAGAUUUGGAAUCCUUGUGUACCCAAACCAGCCUUAUCUUAGAUGAAAAUAAUGAUGGUAACCUGUGCAAUAAUUUAAGAAGUGUCAAUUGCAAUGGAGACACUAAGGAAGGAUCUUUAUUGCUUGAGGGGACACCUAAUAUGGAAUGCAGUGACUUUUUACAAGAAAAAAAGGAGAAGACUGCUAGCAAUUGUGCUUUCGUUAAUGAUUUACCCAAUUCUGAUCUUCAAAGUGCCCUUGGUACGUCUUCUAUUCUCCAAUCCGAGGAAGAAAUAUAUGGAAGGGGGCCUGCCUUGCAAAAUCAGUUGGCAUGCAUUAAAAGUGCUGAGGUAAUGGGACUAGGUGGCAAUAAUACAUCACAUAUGGAGGCGACACCUGGAAAGUCAUUGAAUGAAAUGUUGAAUCCUCCAAAGGAAAGUAAUGGGAGUGAUACGCGUCGAGAUUCUACGGAUUCAUCUUUUUGUGACCAUAUUGGUUCCCAAAAAGAAAAAGGUAUUGGUGGACUUCAAGACUCCAUGGACCCCUCUAUUCGUGGGGUUUCAGGGACCACAAUGGCUACUAGGGUUUCCGCUGUUUCUCCUGUGCAACAAACUUGUUCUGAUAUCUCCUCAAAAUUGGUAAACAAGGAACAUGAAGAUUCUAUCUUGGAGGAGGCCCAGAUUAUAGAGGCAAAGCGUAAAAGGAUUGCUGAGUUGAAUGUUGGUACCAUGCCGUUGGAAAAUCAUCAGAAAUCUCACUGGGACUUUGUCCUCAAAGAAAUGGAAUGGAUGGCAAAUGAUUUUGUUCAGGAGCGACUUUGGAAGAUUAAUGCUGCUGCUCAAAUAUGCCAUCGAAUAGCUUAUACUUCCCGGUUAAAAUUUGAAGAACAAAAUGUAUGCCGAGAGCAAAAAAAAGUGGCUCACACCAUGGCAAAAGCUAUCAUGGAGUUCUGGCAUUCAGCAAAGGAGAUCGGAAAAGAGCAAGAGAUGCAUUGUGGAAGAGAUCUUUCACAUGCCGUCCUGGGAUAUGCACUGAGAUUUUUGAAGCAUGAUUCCUUUCGUGUUGUGGUUGACCUAGUAGAAGCACCGGCUAUGCCUAGCAGGAUGUCUGAUUUCAUCAUUCCAGAAAUGUCAUGGGAGGAUCACUUCUCAGAAGAAAUCCUCUUCUAUACGGUGCCUCCUGGUUCAAUGGAAAUAUACAGAAAUUUAAUUGAGUCUCACCUGGCACAAGCUGAGAAAAUUGGUAAUAGUGGCCAAGAAGAAACAGAUACUUCUACAUGUGAUGCUGCAGCAGAUAAUGCCUAUGAAGAUGAUGAAGUAGAAACAAGCACUUACUAUUUGUCAAGAGCCUUUGAAGGUCGCAGACCAACAAAGUCUUCCCAGAAGAAAAGGAAAAGCACACUGAAGUCAUAUAUUCAAAGAUCAAGAACAAAUGAUCUGGGAAUUGAUUUUCAGUUCCUGCAAUGCAUGGAAAAUAAAGUUGGGACUCACCCAUCUGUUCUAAUGGGAAAACGGCCUACCAGCAGUCUUAAUGUUGGUUCCAUCCCGACAAAACGUGUUCGAACUGCUUCCAGGCAGAGGGGUGUAAGCCCUUUCAGUGCUGGUACAUCUGGAGUUUUUCAGGGCCCCAGUAGGACAGAUGCCUCCAGUGGUGAUACCAAUUCUUUUCAGGAUGAUCAAAGUGCGUUGCAUGGUGUAUCCCAGAUCCCAAAUAGUUUUGAAUUUGAGUCUCUGGGGGACUUUGAAAAGCAAUUACCAUUUGACUCCGUAGACGUAUCAAAACCUAGAAAGAAGAAGAAGUCAAAGCAUCUGGGUUCUGCCUUUGAGCAAAGAUGGCGGCUGGAUAUCAAUUUACAGAAUGAGCAGAGGGAUCAUUCAAGAAAGAGAUUGGAUGGCCAUCAACUUGAAUCCAAUGGAAACAGUGGUUUAUUUGGCCAACACAUUAUGAAGAAGCCAAAGAUGAUGAGGCAAUCACAAGAUAAUUCUUUUGACAAUAUUACUCCAAUGACCGGAUCAGUUCCUUCACCAGUGGCUUCACAAAUGAGUAAUAUGUCUAACCCAAAUAAGCUCAUUAAAAUUGUUGGUGACCGCAAUCGGACAAGGAAAUCCAAAUUUUUGAAGAUGGCUGCUGAGCAGCAAGCUCCAGGAAGUUCAUGGUUACCAAUUGAAGAUCAGGCUCUUAUUGUCCUUGUACAUGAUAUGGGUCCAAAUUGGGAGCUUGUGAGUGAUGCUAUCAACAAUACUUUGCAAGACAAGUGCAUGUUCCGGAAGCCCAAGGAAUGCAAGGAGCGCCAUAAGAUUUUGAUGGAUGGGACUGCUGGUGAUGGUGCAGAUAGCGGUGAAGAUUCAGGAUCUUCUCAACCUUACCCAUCUACCCUACCUGGCAUUCCCAAGGGCAGUGCCAGGCUACUGUUUCAACAAUUGCAAAGCCCAGUGGAAGAGGACAUGAUCAAAUCUCACCUUGAGAAAAUCAUUAAGAUUUCACAAAAGCACCAUUACUACAGGUCACAGAAGGAUAAACAGGACACAAAACAAAUUCAGCCACACAGUUCUCAUAGAGCUGCUCUUUCUGAAGCUUGCCCAAGCAACCUGAAUGGGGGACCUCCUCUCACGCCUCUUGAUCUGUGUGAUACAAGUCCACCAAACCCUGAUGUUCUUUCCGUUGGAUACCAAAGUUCUCAUGCUAGUUUGGCAAUAUCAGGUCAGGGAACUGUUGCAUCUAUUCAUCCUUCUGGUGCAAAUUCUUCAUCACAAGGAUCCCCUAACAUGAGUUUUGCCAACAACUUUUCAUCUCCAUCUGGUCUGCUGAAUGCCUCCACAAGGGAUGGUAGAAGUGGUGCUUCUAGAUCAUCUUUUGUUGAUGAGCAGCAGAGAAUACAGCAAUAUAAUCAUAUGUUAUCUGGUAGAAACAUUCAACAGUCCAGCCUUCCUGUUUCUGGGGCUCCUCCAGUUACUGAUCGUGGUGUUCGCUUGUUGCCUGGUGGGAAUGGCAUGGGUAUUCUCAUGAACAGAAGUAUGCCUAUGGGACGGCCUGGGCUCCAAGGAAUUGCCCCUCCACCGAUGCUGAAAUCUGGGAGUAUGCUUGCUUCCAGUAUGGCAGUGAUGCCAGGCCCUAUUAAUAUGCCUUCUGGAGUUGGUUCUAGUCAGCCGAACUCAAUGUUAAGACCUCGAGAUGCUUUGAAUAUGAUUCGGCCUGGCCAGAACCCAGAUAAUCAAAGGCAGAUGAUGGUCCCAGAGCUUCAGAUGCAGGUCACGCCAGGGAACAACCAAGCUGUUCCACCUUUUGGUGGGUUGAGCUCUGCUUUCCCUAACAAAACAUCUCCUCCACCUGUUCAGGCCUACCCACUCCAUCAGCAGCAACAUCAGAUUUCAUCACAACAGCCCCAUGUGCUCAGCAAUUCUCACCACUCUCAUCUCCAAGGUCAGAAUCAUUCAUCAAGCAUCCAGCAUCAAGCUUAUGCAAUUCGCAUACCAAAGGGGGGAGAGUUGCAGCAGCAGCAGCGGCUAUUGCAGCAGCAACAGAACCAUCAACAAUUUGCUGCAUCAAAUGCUUUGAUGCCACAUGUACAACCCCAACCUCAACUGCCCCUUUCUUCAUCUUUACAAAAUAGUUCCCAUAUCCAACCUCAAACUUCUUCUGCAUCAGUAUCAUUGCCUCUGACACAAUCAUCCUCAAUUACUCCAAUCGCACAUCAGCAGAAGCUUCAUACGCCUCCUCAAGGGCUGAAUAGGAACCCUCAGACUGGUAAUGGUGGGUUGCCCAAUCAGAUGAUGAAGCAACAGCAACAGCAACAGCAACGGCAACGGCAAUCACAACAGCAACAGUCUUUCCAGCAAUCUGGCAGGCACCACCCUCAGCAGAGGCAACAGUCACAGUCACAGCAGGCUGCUAAACUUAUGAAAGGAGUCGGAAGAGGGAAUAUCCUUACGCAACAGAACCUCGCUAUUGAUUCCUCUCUUUUGAAUGGCCUCUCCACAACUCCAGGCAGCCAAUCUGCGGAGAAAGUAGAGCAGGUAAUGCAUUCAAUGCAAGGCCAGGGGUAUAACCAUCCUGUUCAAGUGUCUAAACCUUUAAUUUCCCCUCAUUCUUCAAAUCAGACCCACCCUCAGCAAAAGGUAUUUUCUGGCCCAACAACCUUGUCAUCAAAGCAAUUUCAGCAGGUGCCUUCUCAUCCAGAUAAUAGCAAUCAAGGACAUUCUGCACAAACAUCUACUGUUCAUAUGUUACCUGCUUCCCGUCAAGCUGUUCCACCAUUUGUGACUUCUUCAAACCACCAGCAACUACAGCGACAGCAAAAAUUAGCGAACCAAAAUCUGCCACCUGUUCAAAGAGUGUUUGAACAGAAUCAGCAACUGAAUGCUGACCUCCAAAACAAGUUACAAGCAGAUCAAGCUCGAUCUGACCAGCAGACCUUAAGCAGCUCACCUCAGAUGGGUACAGCAGCCAUGCCUAUGCCUUCUAUUGUUACAACUACUGCAAUGCCAGAUGCUUCAUCUUUGGGUGCUCAGUGGAAAACAUCAGAACAAACCUAUGAAUCUGGUAUGCCAGAUCCUGUACUGCAGUCAGCUCCUAUUGGGAGUCCACCUAUCACAAAUUCUGCUGGAAAUGAGUCCAUAUCUACAAUUAGCCAAGGACUAAUGCAGGGACAAUCAUCAGGUAGCUUGCAGUCUGUUACCCAUAACAGUGGUGCACAGUGGCAAAAGCAGCAGAAGUCACUGCUGCAACCGCUUUCAACACCUCAGCCCCUGUCCCCACUACAGCAGCGGCAACAGUCACCGCAACAGCAGUUACCACCUGGAAGUAGCACUAUGCAUGUCAGAACCACCAACUCCAGACUGGAAUGAGCACUUUUGACUGGCCAUUCCUGGAGCAGUUGAUCCUGCCCAGGUUGAAUUCACAGGCCCAUGCAAUAGCUGUGUACAGAUGAAACUAAUCACCGGUCAUGGAACUGGAUGAUGAAAGGGACGGUGAUCUUUGCAAGUUUUUAGGUUUAAAGGACAGAGUUCUGUCAAAUUUGCAGGGUAAGUUUUUGGGUGUUGUGUACAUAAAUGCCCUAGAACUUGAGGAAGGUGAGGCAGGCAUAGAAUUGUGUGUACAGAGGUCUCAUCUUACCUUAUGUUUUAGACUUCAAGGUUUAAACAUUUUCUUCGUUGUUUUGGAACCCCUUAAUUGCUUCCCCAGCUUAGAGUGGAGGGGCCAUAUUUCUUGUUGCCCCCAUAGGUUAUGUAGAUUAUGUUCCCAUUUGCCUUGGAUUAUUAGGAAUCAUCGUUAAUUUUUGUGAAUACAACUCUUUGGAACUGUUGUAAAUCCUGAUCAAUAUAGAACAGUUUUCAUCCAUCAGUGAGUAAAACAACUACCUGUCC